AGCGAAAGCUGAUGUCGAAACCCGAACUCCGAACAAACAAAUCGACAAAAUACACGGCAGACACAAAAGGACUCAGGCAAAACGAACUGUGAACUGCGAAUCGUGAACUGCGAACUGCGAACUUUGAUUGACAUUUCAAUUAAAUUACAGUCAAUUUGUGACGCUGUGAUUACGCUUGUUGUCCAAAUGUUUCGAGUGCAGAAAGUUUUGCUCAGCGAAUACCAGGAGAUCUAUGAGCCGGUAAUGAUCGAGAGUCCUUUUACGCUGGUGGAUGUCGACGGUCUUGGAUUGCGGCAGUAUCAAAUCGCACUCACUGGCAGCAAGUUGCUCUUUGGCAGUGACAAUUUUGACAAGCACGAGGAGCAGGGCGAGGAAUACGAUGAACCAGAUGUCUCCAAUCGUGGCCUCGACCCGGAGAUCGAGUGCUUCGAUCUGAUCAGCAUGGUGCCAUUGGAGUACAUACACUUUAACUUUUAUCGGCAACGCGAUCGCUGCCUGAUGAUGCUCAGCGUGCAGUCACUGGAUCAACAGCUAAAGUCCGAACCUCCAAUGGUCUUUGAGUUCGGUGGACACAUCCAUAAGCAAUACUAUUGGCACACCUGGCGGGAGCGCGUCUCAUUGAUACGGUGUUAUCAGACGCGCUUUAAUCAUAUCACUGGCGCCUCGCCAUUUUCAAGCAGCGACGUCCAUAUGGAGGAGGAGCUGCAUCACGUCCAGGUCCAUGUGCCACACAGGCCCCAAUCUGUCUACAGUCUCUGCUGCAGCUCUGCCGGCGGUGCCUGACCUACGGAUACUUAUAAACUUCUACAUAUUUUAUAUACCUCGUCCCUGGCCAUAGCAGCUUAGUUGCCUUUUACUGCUGCCAAUUCGAUUAAUGCAAAGUUGAACAACUACUUUCGGCCAGUUGUGUAACGGCAGCCAGUUCUUUAUUUAUUUAUUAAAAGCACCUUUGAGUGCUUCAAGAUGCGUGAUAUUAA
Molecule: messenger RNA, 977 nt
Organism: Drosophila innubila
Lineage: Eukaryota; Metazoa; Arthropoda; Insecta; Diptera; Drosophilidae
Exons: 1
Coding region: 187-783 (198 amino acids)
Source: RefSeq, a predicted model, not a curated record